AUGGAGAUCCCCACACGUCGAAGACGGAGGCCCUUGGCUGCGUGCACCGAGUGCAGAAGAAGGAAAAUCCGAUGUGACCGCGCAACUCCUUGCGGGCCCUGCUCCAAGUCAGUCCUACCGUGUGUAUACAGUCAUGUGUUGCCCGAAUCACACGCAAACGUGUAUUCUGAGCCACCAUCGAGCCUGGCUGGCAUCUCACAUUCAACACUCCAGACGCUGUUCGGUUCUCCCCCGGCCAUCACAGACCUGCCAUCACCGAGGGACUAUUUUGUUUUGCCGACAGCAACUGAGGCUCCGAUAGCCAUGGCAGCCGAUCACCCACCGGGUCCAACCAUCUCCAGUAUUGCGAGUUGUGAUCCCCUCGCCAGCCCGUUUUUUUGGCGAACACCCACCGAAAGCCUGUCUGGCUCAGAGCAUCAAUUUACCGAAGCAGCUGUUUUGGGCACUAGUCACUGGGAAAAGGAGUUGGAUCGUUUCGAGCAACUGCAAUUUCUCCGCCAUGCUCCCCAUGAUCUGGGACCGGAGUUUCAGAAUCUCCGACCCCUGCUGGAACGAUCACGGGAGUUAGAGAAGGAAAGAGUAGCCCUAAACCGGCCGAUAGACAUUGCGUCCUGCGUAGACUGUCGCUGUAUGGUUCCUGACCGUGGGACCUGUGAUCGCCUAGUAGACCUAUAUAUGACCACCUUUGAAUCGGUGGUCCGUAUUGUCCAUGUCCCGUCCUUUCUUCAAGACUGCCGACAAUACUGGCAAGAUCCACAGAGUGUGAGCGACUCCGUGGUAUGGAAACUACUGCUUGCCAUGGCAGUGGGCGUGUUUGUUUGCCCGGGCUCUACAGCGCUGCAGUCGGAUGCCGCAGCGUGGAUCCUUGGCGGGCAUCGAUGGCUCACCCAUCGCAGCGUUGAAAGUGCCCAGUUUGAUCUUAACACGCUCCAGAUCAGCUGUCUAUUAUUCGUCAAUGGCCAAACCUCCCGAGUCGGAAGCAAACCCGUCUGGUUACUCAAGGAGACCCUGAUCUGCAUGGCAAUGAAACUGGGGCUCCAUCAAGAGCCCAGCACGCAUUUCCCCAACAUGUCCCCCAGCGAGGCCGAGAUGCGACGAAGGCUAUGGGCCACUGUCCUUGAAAUCGCUAUCCAAUCCAGUUUCGAGUCGGGCCUUCCUCCAUUGAUCUCUUCCGAGGGCUACGACUGUACCCCGCCGUCGAAUCUGGAUGACGCUGACCUGCUGGGCAAUGAAUCUUUAGCGCCUCAACCACUCACAGUCUUCACUCAGUCUACAGUAUCAACGAUGCUAGCCAAGACACAGCGCAUUCGUUUGCGCAUUUUGCAUCUUGUAAAUGCACCGGGCACCAGUCUCACCUAUCAAGAUGCGCUAGAAUUGGCAAUGGAGCUUCACAGCAUCAUCAAUGCGAAUCUCACUCACAUACAAUCCCUCACCCCGUCCUCAACCGGGCCCACAGACUUCCACUUCAAAAUUCUAGACGUCUGCACCCGUCGCUUUCUACUCGCUCUACAUACCCCGUUUGCAGGCCAACCCAAGGCCAACCCAUACUACUACUACUCCCGCAAGGUGCGCAUAGAAGCAGCAGCGCUGCUGCUCACGCAUCAUGUACCGCAACUCGACGAUCAUACCGUUGCCGAUAAUCACUACACCGAACUCCUACUAUGGGGAGACGGAUUCUUCACCAACGCACUCCGACACGCCGCCAGUACUCUCUGUCUCGAUCUAGUCGACAGUAUAACAGAGAAUGCAUUCCCAAUGACGGAUCGCGGCAGCCACGAUCAUCUGUACCAAGUCAUACAAGACGCAAUUGCGAUAUUUGAGCGCCGCGCGCUUCGAAAUCCAUCUACUCAUAAUGACUAUGUUUUCUUUUCCUGUGCCACCGCCCAGAUCCAAGCCAUGCGUGCAAAUAAACCUAUUAACACCGCUAUCUACCAAGCAGCUGAGCGGAGCUUGGAUCGUUGUUGUGCUGCAUUGGAAGCUGGUCGGGGCAGCCGGGGCGAACGGAUAUCGCUUCCCUUGUCGCCGUCGGGCUCGGAUGAUCCGUGUUUGUUUCCUUCUGCGAAUGAUCCAGAUUUUGGAUUUUGGAAUGAUUUUAUAGCUCGUCGGCAAUUCACUCGUUGA
Penicillium taxi is the source of this 2121-nucleotide messenger RNA. RefSeq lists its product as uncharacterized. Gene Ontology annotation, cellular component: nucleus. The coding region runs from base 1 to 2121 and encodes 706 amino acids. The record is from RefSeq and is a predicted model, not a curated record. NCBI's taxonomy places the organism in Eukaryota, Fungi, Ascomycota, Eurotiomycetes, Eurotiales, Aspergillaceae. The transcript has a single exon. Gene Ontology annotation, molecular function: DNA-binding transcription activator activity, RNA polymerase II-specific; zinc ion binding; RNA polymerase II cis-regulatory region sequence-specific DNA binding. Gene Ontology annotation, biological process: regulation of transcription by RNA polymerase II; DNA-templated transcription.